AUGCAGUCAACACCAAACACCGCUAAUCCACCUCUUGAUGAAAGAGCUCAACCUGAUCACCAAAAUAAACGUAGACGUGGAGCAUCAAACAACGAUAAUCAAUCUAAUUUAUCAAAAGCUUUUCGUGAACGAUCGGAUGCUAUAAAAUCAGCAGCAUCAGGGAUGUCAUCAGCUUUAACAUCUGACGAUGCUACUAAGUUACUUUCUGAAGAUGAAGUUGCUCGGAGAUGGCUUAUAGGAAUUCCUGAAAACAAGUCCGCGCUUCUUUAUUUGGAGCAAAUGAUUGGCCGUAAACAUGACGAAUAA
Arabis nemorensis is the source of this 306-nucleotide messenger RNA. NCBI's taxonomy places the organism in Eukaryota, Viridiplantae, Streptophyta, Magnoliopsida, Brassicales, Brassicaceae. The record is from the annotation of a GenBank genome assembly.